AUGACAGAAAUUAUUGAUUUAGACUUGGUCGAUGACUUUAUCAAGAAACCUAUGGUCAAACAACAGAAAAACCAGUCUUCAAAGCCUAGGGUAAAAAGAAGGGGUCAGUUGACCUUUGAUGAUUUCAGAAACAUCAAAAUUGUAGAAGAACCUGUUGUACUUUCUCACAAUAGUUCAAUUGACGAAUCACUGGAUGCUGCUACCCAAAAUACUAAAAAGCGGGAGAAAUAUGAAGGUACCUGUGAUGAAGAAAUGAAAACUAAAGAAAUGGAGGCAAAUAUGGCAAGCAAAUAUUCUAAUAUCAAAACACAUUCGAACGACACUAACAAGGUAGAGUCGAUCAGUGAACACACUACUUCUAAUAAUAGACCAUUGAAUACAUUAAACUGGUCACCAAAUAUUCCUUUACGAUAUUCUGACUUUGCAAAGUUUAUGAGUGAUGAGACGGUAACGGAAAGCAAUUGGGCGCCUCCCCUUUGCACCCCUCUCCCAUAUGCAGGCGAUGUUAUGAAGAUCCUUUCUUUUAUCGUCAAAUUUAAAUGGGUGUUCAGCGACGAUCUACUGAACCUGUCAUUUCAAGAUGUGGAGAUAGGACUAGAAUUAAAGGUGGCUGGCCAUUCUGCGAAGAAUAUUCGAAUUUGUCAGGAUAAAAUGAAUCUACUAUUUUGCAGUCUUUUGAGGUUAUUAUUCUGCUCCGAGAAAAGAGCAGACAACCAAACUCAUAGAAAUUUCACGCUAAAAAGAUUUCUUAGUUUGAAAAAUCCAUAUGGAAAACUGGUUGGCAAACUCAGAAGCUUAAUCCAGGAGUGGGGCUUACCAAAAGAAUGGCGUGGUAAUAGUGAUAUUUUAUCUACUCUAAAUUUUAAUGGAGGUGGUUUGUUGACGAUGGAACCAUUAGAUAGAAUAAUAUUAUUGAGAUGCAUGAUCGAUUGGAAUUGUAGCUACUCCGCACUUUUCCAUAAUGAAAUUCAAAGGCUCACUCACUUGAAAGGCGAUACAGGGUUCAACCAUCAAACUUUUCACGCCAGCAGGUUUGCUAUGUGCGGGGCCAAUAACAUAUUAGAUAGUUGUGAAGUUUUAUGCUCUUUGAUGAGUCAAAAGUUGGAAAAUCGAAAGAAAAGGAAGCCCAGCGACAAAGGAAAACUGAGUAAGAUCAAUAGUCAGAUGAAAUUUCUAAAGGGUGUUCGGAAAUCAUUGAGCGAAAAAGUAACUACAGACAGAUUACGAGCUGCAGUUAAAAUAAAUGAAGAAUGGGGUGAAUAUUUUGCAAACGAAUUUACACACACACCAAUUGAUGAUCCCACCGUAGACGAAAUUUACAAGUUAAGGACAUCAGAGUUUAUGAUAGCGAGAAUUCCACGAGUUGGAGAUUUCUACUUACCACCAUUCUGGAUUGGCAACGAAUGCAGUUCAGUAAACACUAGUUACAGUUUCAAUGACAUGUCAACUUAUCUUAAUUACUUCGUAAAAUUCAAAGAGGAGGGUACAAAAAUACUGCCUGCAAAAACCGCACAAAAUGAAAACAAGUGUCAACUUAAACUUAUAUAUAGGAACACUCCUGCAUGUAUCCGUAAUUUACAGUUCAAUGAUGUUCACUUUGCCGAGGUGCCGCAUUGGUUUGAAGUUGCAGGAGACUCGAAUUCUUUGAGCAACUUCAUUGAGUAUUUGGAAAGUUUAUCAUCACUUACUGAAAAUGACACCGAUGAUACAAAAAAGGGUAUAGACAAUCUAAUUGAGUUUUUGAAAAUUUUCAGUAUAUUCAUAAAUGAGACUAUUCAGCGCAUAACUGCUGCCCCUACAGGCAGUACUGAAGGACGUCAUUUGCGAACAAGCUCUCAGAGAAGAACCACGGUGCAUUACUCGAGUGAUGUAAAUGGUGACGUUUCCGAGGAAAGUGAAAAUGAAGUUGACAUUGACGUUAGCGAUGACUAUGAUUCAGAAUAUCUGAGUGAGGAGAAUACAUUGACAAGAAAAGGUGAAGAUAGGACAGAUAAAUCUUUUGGGAAAAGAGAAUUACACAAUGGCGCUAAAGAUUGUGAUAGGAAUUGUGAUGAUAUAGAGAUCUUCUCAGAACCCGUUAGGCAACUACAAGAUAAUUCUCGGGAAAAAAGAAGCUUGAGGCGUAAUGCCAGAAAAGGUCUAUAG
This is a messenger RNA of Saccharomyces cerevisiae S288C, 2145 nucleotides long. RefSeq names its product Esc8p (gene ESC8). The transcript has a single exon. The record is from RefSeq and is marked reviewed. Gene Ontology annotation, cellular component: nucleus; cytoplasm. NCBI's taxonomy places the organism in Eukaryota, Fungi, Ascomycota, Saccharomycetes, Saccharomycetales, Saccharomycetaceae. The coding region runs from base 1 to 2145 and encodes 714 amino acids.